AUGACAUUUGAGGAUCACUUGGCACUGGAAUUGACGGCAACUCAAGCAGGAGUGGUGCAGGAUUCCGCCGAGGGGCAUGUGACUUCCAGAAGACAUGCGCAUCCCGUCAGCCAAGGACAACUGGAGGAUGAUUUGCCGUCAGGAGAAGAUGCCUGGUUGGGUUGGAAACAAAUAACGGCCGCCAAAGUCUAUGCCAAGUUGAUGGUGGUCUCUGUCACGGUUCUCCUAAUGUUCUGGUUCAGUUAUGUUGUCGUCAUUUGCAACUCUACCUACUUUUGGAGCCCCAAGAACAGCGAUAAGGACAAUCCAUUGGAGGUUCUUGUGUGUGAACCCAUCAAAUCUGUGGUUCUUUCCUGGUCUUGGAAGCUGGAAGAAGAGCAUUCGGGGUUCCCCAUGUGGCCAGCGACGAUAGUUCUCACAACAAUACUCAUUGUUCUGCCAGCAGUACUCUUGCUGGUACCCAUCUCGGAUAGCAGCAACACCAAACCAUGCAGAACGAGCAGAACAUCAGAGUCUUGGUGGCAGAAGAUGCAAAUCCGCUUUCGUUUCCGCGGCGACCCAGAUAUCCGACUCUGGUCUUGCAUCUUGUUGAUUGUUCCCAUUGCCACCGUCCUCCUCGUCAUGUUGUUCAAACCCAUCCCGGAAGAUGUCCGACAAACCAUGCAUCAGGAUGUUGUGACCGUCGUUGUCACACAACUCAUUACCAGUUGGGCCAACCCGACAGGAUAUGGUGCCGUGGUGGCAUUGCCCUUCUUUCUGGUCCCCGUUGCCAAGCAAUCGCCACUCUUGUCACUGCUGGGGCUGUCCCCCGCACUGGCAGUAGGAUUUCACAUUUGGGCGGGACGCAUCUGUUGGGUCUUGGCCAGCAUUCACGGGACACUCCAUACCAUUGUGGCGGUCUUUGCUACUAACAGUAACGGCAGUCACAAAGGGAUGCUCGAAACGGCAAUUCACAACUUGGUUCCCAUGGAAAGGAACUGCUGGAGGUGGCAGAGCCCAGGAGGCUUUCGAAAGGAUGAAGAACCAGAAACCUAUUGUUAUCAUUCUUGGCUUAAUCUUACGGGCAUUAUUGCUGUCACGGCACUCUGGAUCCUGGUCAUGACAUCAUGGAAUGUGAUUCGGCGACGAUACUAUAGAUUCUUUUACCAUUGUCAUAUCAUCUUUGGGGCCAUCAUGAUGCUCUUUAGCAUACUGCACUUUUAUUGGAUUGCAAUCUACCUCAUGCCCGGCGUGGUCUACUAUUGGUUUACCAUUUUGGUGGAUGGAUUCUACGACAGUGGUCCUGACUGGGUUCAAGAAUCACUGGGCUAUGGUCGUGAUACGCUGCUUUUUGUCGCAGCAGGGAUUGGAAUUACUCCCGUCCUUCCAGUUGUGAUCAAUCUCUGGAAGAAGCUUUCCACUUCUGCUCGUGGCUCUCCCAUUGACAUUCACAUUCAUUGGUACUGUCGCGAUCCAACGCUAGUGCAGCAUGUGUGGGCCCACUAUCUGAAACCGCUCAUCGCAGCAGAGACUCAACUGACGCAGCCGGCAGCACAUGAUCAUGAUGGCAGCAACCAGCAAUCGAGAAUACACUUUUGUGUCCAUCUGACAUCGAGUCGCAGCGGAGAUGAUGAUCCAACGCGCGACUUUGAUGAGUGCGACGACGAGAAGCAACCAGAUUCAUCCCGUGGUCUCGUGCGAGGCGGCGACAACGAUCAACGCAGUCCCUCUGGAUCCCCCUUCCAAGUUUCGCCUCGAAGUACUCUUAGGCUCGCGGCAGUCACCAUGAUCAUCACAUUUGGGAUUCACCUUUGGUGGUAUCAUGAAAUGUCUUGGAACUACCGUCACCGAAUCUUUGUCCGUGGCUACUCUCUGGGUGUUGCGAUUGCUGUUCCCAUUUUAGUGUUCCUUCUUUUCGAAUUUUCUCGAUGGAUUCUUGCAGCACAUCCGCAACACGCUCUGGUCAGCGCUGAAGAUGAUGACGACGACGACGAUGUGGAGAAGAGCAGUGAAACGUUGGAUGAGGUCGCCCUGACGAAUAACGACGAAAAGGUCAUUGUCAAGGGAACGUGCCGAUUUUCACUCGUUUUCAACCAAGGGCGACCUCCAUUGGCCAACGUGAUUCACCCAAUUGUCGAAAGCGAAUCUCCUGCCGUCUUCUUUUGCGGUCCGGGCAGCUUAUGGACCGAGAUGAAAGGGAGCGUGGAAGCCGCCAGGAAGGAUCGCAACGAUAGCUCUCGACGAUGCUGUGCCUGGUUCAAGGAGCACUUUGAACUUUAA
Seminavis robusta is the source of this 2259-nucleotide messenger RNA. The record is from the annotation of a GenBank genome assembly. Lineage: Eukaryota; Bacillariophyta; Bacillariophyceae; Naviculales; Naviculaceae.